CGGAACCUUUUACUGUUUGUUUACCGCGGACACUUUUCCCGAACGGACCGCUUUCCUUUACCCAGCAGUCUCUGCUUCAAGUCCGUCCUUCCGACUUCCGCCCCAGCUUUGAGCCGAAAUGGCACCAACAAAGAAAGGAGAGAAGAAAAAGGGGCGUUCAGCCAUCAACGAGGUUGUGACCAGAGAGUACACCAUCAAUGUCCACAAGCGGAUCCAUGGGAUAGGCUUCAAGAGGAGGGCUCCCCGCGCCAUCAAGGAGAUCCGCAAGUUCGCCAUGAAGGAGAUGGGAACGCCCGACGUCCGCAUCGACACCCGCCUCAACAAGGCCGUGUGGAGCAAGGGGAUCAGGAACGUGCCGUACAGAAUACGCGUGCGCCUGUCCAGGAAGCGUAACGAGGACGAAGACUCUCCCAACAAGCUGUACACCCUGGUCACAUACGUUCCCGUCACCACAUGCAAAGGCCUGCAGACGGUCAAUGUCGAUGAAAACUAAAUGUUUCCCCUCUGCGAGUGGAAUAAAAAGACAUAAAAGUUG
Salarias fasciatus (jewelled blenny) is the source of this 535-nucleotide messenger RNA. RefSeq names its product ribosomal protein L31 (gene rpl31). Gene Ontology annotation, molecular function: structural constituent of ribosome. The record is from RefSeq and is a predicted model, not a curated record. Gene Ontology annotation, biological process: cytoplasmic translation. Gene Ontology annotation, cellular component: ribosome; cytosolic large ribosomal subunit. The coding region runs from base 119 to 493 and encodes 124 amino acids. The transcript is spliced from 5 exons. Lineage: Eukaryota; Metazoa; Chordata; Actinopteri; Blenniiformes; Blenniidae.